Molecule: messenger RNA, 1304 nt
Organism: Onychostoma macrolepis
Lineage: Eukaryota; Metazoa; Chordata; Actinopteri; Cypriniformes; Cyprinidae
Gene: ncbp2as2
Product: NCBP2 antisense 2 (head to head)
Exons: 2
Coding region: 147-461 (104 amino acids)
Source: RefSeq, a predicted model, not a curated record
UUAAAAUGUAUUACUCCCCACGCCUGUAGAGGGCACUGUGGUGUGUAAUCCCCUACAGUGAUGCAAAUGCUACGGCAACGGCACCGUCGAAAAGACCCGCUCAGUAGCGUGUAGAGUAGUCGAUUGGGGACCUUUGAAGGUUCAAAAUGGUGCUGCGACGGAUCUUUCAUGCUUUGAUAAAUAACGCUCAAGUGGUGGAGAAGCUGUCGGAGUCUCGACCUAUCAGACGCGCGGCGCAGAUCACGGCCUUCGCCAUCGCUAAAGCACAGAUCGCCGGGAAAGACGCCUCGACCAAACUGCUCAGAUCCCAGACUGUUCGCCAGAUACGCGAGGAGACGACAAAGAUGCCCAGUGAUGUGAAAGAGUUGGGUCGGAGAGCUACUAGACUGCGGGAUACGUUUGUGAAGGAAGUGAAAGAGGGCAUGAGAGACGCCGACAGACAGAUAAAAGACAGAAAGUGACUGAAUGAGUGAACCUUAUAUUAAUGGCGUUAUUACGAGUCCACUUGUGAUACGAGGACAGCGUUAUUAAAGAACGUUCUACUGUAAGACAGGGUUUAUGGCCCUCAAUAAACUAAAUUAAUAUCACUGUAAAGUCUGUAAGAGUGCUGGUAAUGAUGGAUGGCUGUAUAGAAGUGCCUUGUUGUGAAAUAAAUGAAGGUUUUGCGAUUAGUUAUGCCAUCUUAUUGACAUUUGAAACCAGAUUAUUAAAUGAAAACAUUUUAAACCACAAACAUUACAAAAAUGUUGAGCUCCAGUUCACAGCCUGACUGUACUGCAGAUACGACGUUUUUUUGACGUGACAUAAGCAAGAAUAUCUGAAUCUGUUAAAAUCAAAAGUAUAAAUAAAAACAAAUGCAGUUUGCUACUAUAGAAUUGUCCGCUUUGGAGUAAAAAGGGUAACCGCAACCUUAUAUCUCACAAUGUGACUUGGUUUUAAACUAACUUUCUAUGGCCUCUGUUGUUACUCUGAAGCGAAAACGGGUUUGCAUAAUACAUAAAAAAAAAAAAACUUGUUAGAAGUCCAACUGCAUGUGCUGUCAAAGAAAUAAGUGGAGUGAAAUGGCGUUUAAACUAUUUGAAACUGACAUCUUGGAACACUUAUCUAAAGAAGCUAAUACCUAAAAAAACUUCCAAAUUUGAUUUAAUUGGACAAGCAGCUUUCCAUUACUGUUGAUCUUUUGUAAAAACAAGCACUGGAACUUUUACUGUUCUUAACUAUGUUUGUUUUACACAGAAUUACAAUCACUUUUUCUUUUUUUUUCUCCCCCAACCAUAAAUAAAAAUUCCAACCCAAAAACAUAA